Messenger RNA from Durusdinium trenchii, 1148 nucleotides. The record is from the annotation of a GenBank genome assembly. NCBI's taxonomy places the organism in Eukaryota, Dinophyceae, Suessiales, Symbiodiniaceae.
GCAUCAGUGUCGCCAAGUUUCCUCCUGAGAUGGAAGCGUGGACCAACAGAUGCGAGUGGCUACUGCGAGACUUUGUUUGCAACAGUAGGGCUACCAAGGAAUCUUUGCGUGACAUGUUUAGAGUCGGCAAUGGCGACUCCACUCAGCCAGUGGUCACUCAUUGGUGCUUGACCUCCAAAGGGCCUGGACAAGGCCCAUGUUGCAACAGCGACGAGGAAGCGCUCAUGAAGUUCCUGUCUCACGCCGUGCAUUUUUUUGGACGAGGUUAUGAAACACCACUACUAUACAGGCUCAAGCACUUUGGCCCUGCAUCGAGCUUCACUAAAACAGGGUGUUGCUACUUCAAUUUGUUGCCACAAAUAUUGAAGGAGAUGGACGUGACAACCCCGCCAUCCGGGUUUGAGAAUGCAUCAUUUGUGGAUGCUUUACUAUCUGAUAAUGUGGGAGAUGGAGACUUGCAGCACCUUUUGGCAGAAGCCAUGGACAGUGACAAAAACUUUGCUGCUCAGAACGGGCUCCGAAGAAAGAUGGUCACGGAGCACCUCAACCGCCCGGAGUUUUUCAAGUCGAGCAUGAUCAUAGACGCUGUCAUUGGUCCCAUGGAGUAUGGGAUAAACUUUUUAAUGGGGCAUACCAAGAUCUUGCAUGACCUGGCUUACUUUGGCCGCUGCCAUCCGAAAUGCGCAGAGUUGCAGGUGCAAUCGAGAAGCAAAUUCAUGAGAGUGAUUUCUGGAAAGCUUGGGGAGGAUCUGAUCAAACGAUAUGUGAGGUUCCUUGAGGUAGGACUCCUUGAGGCCAUAGAGAUGGGCCUAAGUCCUACGAAGUCACAGCUUUCAACCAUCUUCAAUGUGGUUUUGGUGACCAUGGCCGACCUUGAGAGACGGUUCAGGCAAGCUUUCCAAGUGCCUCCGUUUACUCUUUUCAAGCUGUGCGACAUUUGCGAGACCAAUGACUUUGUGCAAGCUUUCUCUGCUUUGGAAGCAAAGUUCAGAGCGUGUCCGGCUUGCUUUGAUUUUGAAUUCAGUGGUGGGUUGAUUCCGCACUUCUCAUGCUUGGAGGACAAGAGUCUUGAAGAUCAAGGCGCGGCAAUGCAGGAGGUCCAGAUGAUUCUGGAGGACGUGGCCACAUGGAGCCCCCGUGACCUCUGA